This is a messenger RNA of Cuscuta europaea, 2115 nucleotides long. The record is from the annotation of a GenBank genome assembly. NCBI's taxonomy places the organism in Eukaryota, Viridiplantae, Streptophyta, Magnoliopsida, Solanales, Convolvulaceae.
AUUUUAUGUUCAUCAUGUUUAUGUAUAUAUGAAAUCUUUUUGAAGUGAUAAGUGUGUAUCUUAUGUUGAUUAGUGGUGAGAGGAAGAAUGCAGCAACAACUAUGGGGGUUCUGUGUAAUUGCCUUAUCACUGGUCCUGGUCAAUGCGCAGGAAGAUCUCUUUGUUGACAUUACCAUUCUAGAAAGUGCGGUGAAAAAAGGAGCAGUUUGUUUGGAUGGGAGCCCACCAGCAUAUCAUCUUCAUAGAGGCUCCGGUAGUGGCAUCAACAAUUGGCUAAUUCAAUUAGAGGGGGGAGGAUGGUGCGAAAACGUUACAACUUGCAUGCUUCGAAAGAGAACCCGUUUAGGAUCCUCCAAACAUAUGAAUUUAACUCUAGCUUUUUCAGGGAUUUUACACAACAACCCUCAUUUUAACCCAGAUUUUUUCAACUGGAACAAAGUGAAAGUUAGAUAUUGCGAUGGUGCGUCUUUUACCGGGAACGCCCAGUUUGUAGAUCGGGAGACCAAUCUUCAUUUCCGAGGAGCUAGGAUUUUCCGGGCUAUAAUGGAAGACUUGUUAGCGAAUGGGAUGGACAAAGCCGAAAAUGCAAUUCUGUCUGGAUGCUCAGCUGGAGGAUUGGCAUCAAUUCUGCAUUGCGACAAAUUCAGAAAAUUAUUUCCAAGGGAGGCUCGAGUAAAAUGCUUCUCAGAUGCAGGUUUCUUUAUUAAUGUGAAGGAUAUAUCUGGGGAGCGAUCUCUUGAAAAGUUCUACAAUGAUGUGGUUAAAUUACAUGUUUCUGCGAAGAAUUUGCCCAAGUCAUGCACCUCAAAGCUAAAAGCAAGCUUGUGUUUCUUCCCACAAAAUGUAACUCCAGACAUUACAACACCACUGUUCCUGAUAAACGCAGCCUAUGACACUUGGCAGAUCAGAAACGCCUUGAUUCCAAGUGCAGUCGAUCCAUCAGGAAAGUGGAAAAUGUGCAAGACUGAUAUACGCUAUUGCUCUGUUAGCCAACUCAACACUAUCCAAGAUUUUAGGUCAGAGUUUUUAGCGGCUUUGAAGGGAUUUAAGUAUUCUCCAAUUGGUAGAAGUGGCGGUGGGUACUUUAUCAACUCUUGCUUUUUGCACUGCCAAACUGAAUUACAAGAGCUCUGGAACAUGCCUUCUUCUCCAAUGUUACUUCAAAAGACGAUAGCGGAGGCGGCAGGAGAUUGGUUUUUUGACAGAAAGAUUUUUCGAAAGACAGAUAGCCCUUAUCCCGAUGACAAGAGUUGUUUAAAGCCCCAACUAGUUCCUUAAUUCAAUCUUGAUUAAUUGUUUCGGUAUUCAUACAAUUCGAAGUAUACCUUACUUUUUAGGACCAUUGUAUAAUUUUUGUGUGCAUAUAAGUGCACACAUACAAAGUACUUCGUAUAUUAUAUACGGAGUAUAUAUACUACUCCGUAUAUAAUGUGGUAAUAUGAAUCGGGGAGGUUAUGAUCACGUGGUAGCAUCCCGCCUACUGACUGCAAGACUCUAGUCAUGCAAGUUUCAGGGAGACUGUAUUCAGCUUUUAUGUUCAUAAACUCUGUAACGGCGGAUAGUUGAGACUAUCCCUCACAAUCCGCAUACAGGGGUUGAUCGGCUGCUUUUAAAACAUCUUGAAAUCUCUCAGUUAAACCUGCAUCCACAUAAGGUUGAUAAAAUAUCAUAUUUUCAUCCUCAUCUGGUUGAUACGAGGUCGAGGUUUCAGGAGGAUCGUUAGAUGGUUGUGGAGGGUUGAAAUGAGACAUCGAUGCACCGUAUGCGUCAUAUACCAUAUGUUGCUCCCAUCUCAUUUCAGCAGGGUCUCCCCACACACUCAUCUCUGCAGGGAAGUCACGAGACGAACCUACCGUUUGUGGUAAAACAGAUGGAUCCAAAGGUUCGCCAUGAGAAGUCCAAUUAUAUAAUAAUUGGGAACGAAACCGUCCGCGUACAAAUCCCACCCAACUUCGUCUGGAUGUUUAAAUUUGAGAUUUUUAUACUUUGAACAUGCAUGGACAUCUGAUUUUAUCACCACUCAUAUAAGCCGAGUGUUCAAGUGCGAAUGAAAUAAAACUCCUCAACUCCUUCAAGAAAAUUUGAUUGCAUUCUGUACAAUACCGCAUGUUUAUC